AUGCCCUUGAUACCGCGAGCAAGGUAUACGGACGAAUCUCGUUUCACACUCGAGACUUACAAUUAUUCCAAACUCCCAAAUGGCUGUAUCCGCCUACUUCGCAGAGUCCCCAACAGCCGUCCAGCUGUCUACACCCUGGAAGAAGUUGAUACUUUCAGACUCGUUGAUGAUCCGAAUUGGAUAGUAAGUGCCGUGAAAUACUGUGUCAUAUCAUACGUCCGGGGCUCAUCGGCUCUUACGCACUUUAUCAUAUGCAACGACAGAAAACUUGCAGUCCCGUGUAGCGUUUAUGAGCUCCUGCUUGACAUUUCUGAAGCCUCCGUAUGGAUUGAUGCCAUCUGCAUCAACCAAGCAGAUAGUAAGGAAAAAGCGGCCAGUGUAGACUUAAUGGAAAUGAUCUAUGGCAAGGCAAACCUACUUUAUGUCUGGCUUGGUCCUGGGAGCUAUGACAGCCCCUUAGCAAUGAUAAGCCUUAAAAAGCUGGCUAGUCGUGUCCUGCACGAGACGGAUGAAAGUCUUGAGCAGCCUUACUUUGACCCGCAACCGGCGCAAGCAAUUGGCCUAGAGACUGGAGACGCCAGAAUAAAGCGUGCUCUCGAACAUUUAUAUUGCCGGCCAUGGUUUAAACGUCUCUGGACGUUCCAGGAAAUAGUGAUGGGCAGGAAUGUUGUUGUCGCUUGCGGUAGGGAAAUGAUGGGCUGGUCGUCUUUCAUUGUUGCUACAAGAGCGCUUUCGAGGCUCCGAUCAACCAGAUAUCUUGUCAAAUUAAGAGAAGAUGGCUCAGGUAAUGUCAGCAUACUGGAUGGUAUCCUGGAAAUGGAAGACUUCAUACGGCUCUAUCGCGACAAGACUCAGGUAUGGGAUGGCGCCCCUAAUUUCGUCACUUUGUUAGAAGUGGCACAAAGAAAAGACGUUUCGGAUCCGAGAGACAAAAUCUAUGCAAUAUUGAAUCUAGCGCGCCCUAACAUAAGGCGCAGAAUUCUUAUUGAGUACCGGCACGAAGGUGAGGCGGCACUAUUGAGGCUGAUAAUUGAUGCUGGAAAAGCAUGCAUUGACAACGAUAAUACACUCAGCCUACUCCAACUGGUCUCAUCUACAAAGCGAAAUCCAAGACUACCGUCAUGGUGUCCAGACAUCAACUCUACGCAACCCAGAAAUAUGUCCUUGAAUCCAUGGGGGAUGGCAGGAAUCAAGGAAUGGGGCCUACAAGAGCGACCCUGCGCUUCGUUCCAGGAAGGAAAGGAUGAUCUCCAUGCCCCAGGCUUUAGGCUUGACAAGGUCGCCAGAGUUGUGCAAACGUCCUUCGUGUGGUCCAAUACUUGCCUCGACGCUGAGCACCCGUCACGAGAAGACGCGAUUCAUAAUUUUGAGUGGAUAUAUGAGUGUAUGGACUUUGAGUUGCUAGAAAACGUCGCACAGAAGCCAAUCGCGAAGAAGGCAAGAAGGUCAUUGGAGGAAAUACCAUUGACCUUUAUCCUCACCCUUAUAGGAGGUAUCCUGGUUGGCAAUUCCAACACUGAAUCCGAAAUCCGCGCUGCCUACAAACGCAUCAUAAGUAUCUGGCGCUCUGUGUUUCUGGGUUUAAGACGAAAACCAUUGACGCUCCUGGAAAAUGCUACCGUAAAUCGACUUCAAGCUGGCCUCAUGCAGAAUUGUCGUUAUCGCCGUGUUUUUUCGACACAAGAUGGGUACAUAGGUGUAGGGCCGCCAGAUACUAUGGCCGGCGAUACCAUAUGCAUUCUUUAUGGCAGCCGGACACCUCAUCUGCUUAGAUUUGGGAAAAGCAAGACGGAGCUAUUGGGAGACGUGUAUCUCACCGAGUGUAUGUGUCUAGAAGAUACGGUGACGCGGGGAGUGAAGCUCCCCCAGAUGAGAUGUUUGUAA
Messenger RNA from Bacidia gigantensis, 1884 nucleotides. RefSeq lists its product as uncharacterized. Lineage: Eukaryota; Fungi; Ascomycota; Lecanoromycetes; Lecanorales; Ramalinaceae. Bases 1 to 1884 code for a protein of 627 amino acids. The record is from RefSeq and is a predicted model, not a curated record. The transcript has a single exon.